CUCAUAUUCUUCUCUUUUUAUGUAAAGUCACAGUCUGUAUAUGAUCAGAGUGAAAAUACUUAAAUUUCUUUUCUUCCUAGUGCUUCGAGAAGCCAUCAAAAGAAAGUUCUCUCUUAUCUUUUUCUAGGGUUUGCUUCUGAAUCUGAAAACUCCAACUUUCCCUCUUGUUUUCUUGUCUUCCAAACACUCCUUGGUACGACUAACACAAGCGAUGAACCUAAAGUUAACGAUUUGUAAGAUCUGAGAAGCAAAAUUAAGCAAUUAAAAGGAAGGGGCGGAAUUGAUUUAAAGAAAAAAUAUGAUGUCAAUGCAAAACUUGGGCGAGAUUGACAUGGAAAAUUUACUCCCAGGCAAAAUCAGGAAACGAGGGUGUUCAUCUUCAGCUUCGUCGUCAUCAUCAAUUAUGCAAAACUACAGAUUCAAGAGGGCGAUUCUAGUGGGCAGCAAAAGGGGUGGAUCCAGUACCCCCGUGCCUACAUGGAAGCUGAUGAUGAGAUCGCCUUCAAUGGCGUCAAUGCUACGAGCUAUGGAGUCUCCUAGGUAUGCAGGAUCACAAAGUGGGAGUAAAUUGAAGGGGCAGCAGCAGCAGCAGCAACAACAGCAGCCGGUUUCGGCCAGGAAGCUGGCUGCGACGCUGUGGGAAAUGAAUGAGAUACCGUCGCCUAGAAGAAAGGAAGGAAAUGUGGAGAGGAGGAAAAUGAAAGAAGGGAGAGAAAAGGGAGCAGCUGCUAGGUCGGUUCAUUCGGGUUCUUUGCCUCCUCACUUGUCUGAUCCUUCUCACAGCCCUGUUUCUGAGAGAAUGGAUCGAUCUGGAACUGGUAGUCGCCAGAGAAGAGCGUCAUCUGUUUCCCACAGGCUUAGGCAUACUGACAAUAAUGUUGGAGUGUUGGAUUCAGUUAGCAAUGCCAGUUUAAUGGAGAUUGAAACUAGAUCUCAUGCCCAGACUCCCAAGGGAUCAACUGUUGGUGUUAAGACUCGUUUGAAGGAUGUCAGUAAUGCCUUGACAACAUCUAAAGAACUAUUAAAAAUUAUCAACCGCAUGUGGGGUCAUGAAGAUCGUCCCUCGUCAAGUAUGUCCCUUAUUUCAGCUUUACAUGCUGAGUUAGAGAGAGCUCGUCUUCAAGUCAAUCAGCUUAUCCAAGAGCAGCGCUCUGACCAGCAUGAUAUCAACUAUUUAAUGAAGUGUUUUGCUGAAGAAAAGGCAGCAUGGAAAAACAAGGAGCAGAAAGUUGUCGAGGCUGCUAUUGAGUCUAUUGCAGGUGAACUUGAGGUGGAGAGAAAGUUGAGGAGACGUUUUGAAAGCUUAAACAAGAAGCUUGGGAAAGAACUAGCUGAGACUAAGACAUCUCUUUUGAAAUCAGUGAAAGAACUUGAGAGCGAAAAAAGGGCCAGGGUUGUAAUUGAGCAAGUAUGUGAUGAACUAGCCAGGGAUAUCAGUGAAGAUAAAGCUGAAAGGGAAGAGCUAAAGAGAGAGUCUGCCAAGGUUCUUCAAGAGGUUGAAAAGGAAAGGGAGAUGUUGCAGUUAGCCGAUGUGGUGCGUGAACAGAGAGUUCAGAUGAAGCUCUCUGAAGCUAAAUAUCAUCUUGAGGAGAAGAAUGCAGCUGUCGACAAACUGCGGAACCAACUCGAAAAUUUUCUAGGUACAAAAAGAGAGAACGAAAAAGGGCGCUGUUCUCUAAAUGAACCUAACAGUGAGGAGAUUGCUGCCUAUUUAAACAGAGUCCAUUUUGGUUCCCAUCCUAGUGAGGAAAAUGACGAGGAUGGAGAAGUUGAAGAUGCAAUUGAAUGUGAAGAAGACUCGGCUGAAAGUGAUCUCCUAGAAUUAAAUAUGGACAACAACAGCAGCAGCAACAACAAAAACUACAAGUUGGUGUAUGCUUUUGCUGCUCGUGAUUCAAGAGAACCUCAAAUAAAUGAAGACAUCACAGGUAGAAAAUCUGCCUCUAGCAAAUUACCAAGGAGGAGUACUUCUCUACAGAGGAGCAUAUCGGACGGAAUUGACUGGGGCAUGCAGAAGGACAGGCAUCAAGAUUCUGUUGAUAAUGAUUUAGAGUGGAAUAGAUUUACUGAAUUGGAGAAGCAAGUAGAAACAAAAGGUUAUGGAGAUGAAAUGCAUGGAUAUAAAGCUGUAAAGGGUCUUAGGGAACACCUUUUAUCUGGUACAAGGGCUGGUAGGGUUUAUGCUAGUCCAACAUGUUCUUCAAGAGAUAUCAACAAUGUAGCUCAAGAGAGGCCACCUUUGGUGCCUGGUAGUGUUCCGAAGUCGAGGCUGGCAGAAUCCAGGAGUGAAGCCAAUAAUGCUAGGAAAUCAAGAUGGUGAAAUACAAUUUUGUUGAGUAUAUGCUUUGUUCACUAUUAUCUAGUUCCCUUCUGACCUUGAAAAAGUGAACUCUGGGCAAGGGGAAGUAGUUCCAGAUCGAGCUUGUUAGAUUUGACAGCAAGAAGAUUCAGGAUUUGGAUAGAAACGAGUUUCUUUUUUUCGUUGGUUACUGCUUUGUGUGAUGAUUCCUCUAGAGGUGCUCAAAUUGCAAUGAUCGCUACUCAACAUGUUAUGUACCAGUAAUUGGACCAUUGAUAUGAUCCAGCAUCUUUUGUAGAGCCCUUUUUUUUUUUUUUGUUCCUUUUUACUUAAAAGGAAUCUAUGCUAAUUGAACCAGUUUUAUCCUGUGCAAAGUCUUGCGGUAUAAUUGAAAUGUAAAAAAAAUGCUUUAAGUGUUCAAAA
This is a messenger RNA of Gossypium arboreum, 2722 nucleotides long. RefSeq lists its product as uncharacterized. The coding region runs from base 299 to 2320 and encodes 673 amino acids. The record is from RefSeq and is a predicted model, not a curated record. Lineage: Eukaryota; Viridiplantae; Streptophyta; Magnoliopsida; Malvales; Malvaceae. The transcript has 4 exons.